GCGACAUUUGCCGACUGUGGACUAUUGGAGUCUUCGACUGUCUUGUGCAAGUCACUACGAGUGUGUAUUUGUGUAAACGUGCUGGGUCAUUUUUUCAUCGUAAGAGGUUUAGCAAAGUUUCUGAAAGGUGUUAUAACCAUUGAAGUGCCCGCUUUGCAAAACGUGUUGGUGGCUUGUUUAAAUUCUCCUGAAAAUGGCAACAGGAAAGGUUUGUGGUGUUAGAAGAUUUUGAUUGUAAACUGUUUUAAAACGGCGUAAUCUUCAGUAGAUUUCUUUGAGAUUGAAGCAUUAACUAAUUUUUUUAACCAGAAUUGCUAGACAGCAUUCGUCAGGAGAUUAAUGAAUGGGCCUUCCCUCUUGUAUAGCUUAGACAACAGUUUAUCAUACUAUCGGGUCUGCAGUGUCAUGUUUGGGAUGCUUUGAGAUGCUGUCCCAUGUUUGAGAUAACGUUUUUCUUUAAAUAUGUUAUAUAUGAUGGGCCUGACUGAGUUUUGACUGGGAAAUAAUUGAGCAAUACUAGAAGCUUACCGACAAGGCCAAAGUGGUUUCACUCAAAUCCACCACAACAUUCCGUAUUUGGCACCGUCUUCAACAAUUGAUAUAUCCGAAACAUAUUUACUAACACCUACGUGUAGUGUUCUUACCGAAACAUUAUUUUUACACUAAUAAGUACUUCUCGGCACCUUUUGUUAGUUCCUAGGCUUACUCUAAUUUUAGCUGUUUAUCGUAAUUUAUAUUGUAAUCCUGUGAAAAUGACGCUUUCCCCUUGUUUGAGUUUGGUAUCAGUGGGUUAAACACUCGCUGGGUGUAUGACGGUCAGAAAAAUAUAAAUUUUUGCUUUCUCAAACAGCCAGUGCAGAUGGAGACGAUACAUAAUAGAAUCGUUUUUACAAAAGUCUAGUUGACUAGUUGGGUCUCUAUUCCAAUAUGGAAUUGAAAUUUGCUCCCUAGCUUUUCUGCAAAUUAUUUUAUUUUCCGUCGGGAAAUUGCAGAAACUGUUUUUUGCUUUGUCAUGAUUAGCCUGCGCUGCUGACGUUCGUCUUUAAGUUUUUGGUAAGUGCAAAUUUACGGCGACUAUAUACGACUAUGUUUCCUAGUGAGGAUAAAGUUAUAAUAAGAACAUUUCGUGAGUCACGACAGUUUUCGCUAUUACCAGCAAAGAGAUUGCGGUCAGCUGGUGACGAUAAGAAAAUAUGACGUUACUUCAGACGCGCAAAUGACGAACGUAUCCAAGUUGUCUGUAUGCAGAUUCGGGUUGUAUGAUGUUAGUUUCGCGUUAGUAUAAUGUUCCAAAUUCCAUGCUAACCUCAGCACGGCAACGAUACAGCUCACAUGAUUCCAGAACAUCCAUGACCUAACGAUGUUUAACUUUGUAGCGAGUUCUGUACAUUGAGUGUACAACAACAUCAGAUCACUUUAAGGUAGCUUACAUUCAAGAACAUUUAGGGAGUGUUCAUUAUUUAUACCCAGGGUUGGUACCGAAGAGAAACUAAUCGAAAAGAGAAAAAAACAACCACCCACCCUUUCGAUCAACAAUUUUUUUCCAUACUCAACUAUUGCAUGACUUGGUUUUUAUUUUACCCAAUCCAAUUUCAAAAUUAUACAAGUAUUUUACAUAUAUACAUAUAUAUUAUUAUACAAGCUAGGCCACUAUAGUAUAAACAGUACUAUGCAUAUUUGGUGCACUAACUGAAUGUAAUAUAUAAUCAUUUGUACCUUCACAAGUUCAUAUUAUGUUCCCAAGCCUACAAGUUCCUGCAGUCCUACCAUAUCUCGUUGUUGUAAUCAGAGGGGAUGGGGGAGUUGGAGUUUAGUUUUCUUUGUGGGGAAUGAAUGGAUAUUUCCUGGAAUGACCCAUUUUGUUAAAUAAAGGAUUUUCAUAUUUUGUUCAAUUGAAGGUUUGUAUUGAAAAUAAUUUACCCAACCAUAGGCUUUGUUCAAAAAAUAUUUACCCAACCCUUCAUACCCCAGAAAAAUGUCUUACCCAACCCAAAUCUCUUCGGUAUCAACCCCAAUCUCUUCGGUAUCAAACACUCCCUUAAGAUAGCUUACAUUCAAGAACGUGUACUACUCCUGCAUGAUCUAUAACCAUACUCAGCAGUGAGUUCAAUCUAAAGAACAUCAGAUCACUUCAAAAUCAUUAUAGCCCAAAUUCAAGAACAUGUUGCCUCGGCAUGAUCUUAACCGGCUCAGCAGUGAGUUCUUUACAUAGGUAUAGUCCACAUUGUAUCAACUUUUUAUUCUCAUCCCGUAAAUCUUUCUAUUCUAUUUAGACUUCAUACUUUGUCCUGUUCGUGGUCAUAAUCUUAUAUGUGACAGCUGCUCCAUUACCAGGCUCCGGCAAUGAUGCAGCGAAGGAGAUUAAACGUUUACGAUAUAAAGUCAAGUAUCUGACUGGAGAAUUAUUGAAAUGUCAAUUUGAAGACAAACUAGAUUUACAUAUGCGACGUUUUCAAAAUAAACAUAUCACUUGCAAUGACGGAACAACAGCGGGGUAAGUCAAUGAAAGUUGGUUUAUCAAAUACAAAAAUAAAUGGUUAAUUAAGAUGGUUGCAAGACCAUCUCAUAGUUAAGAUUACAGGACACCCUUUUUGGCGUUUUGCGGAAAAUCGCUACUGCGCGCUCAAAAUCAGUCCUUAAAUCGCGCGGUACCUUUACGCUUUUGAGUUGUGUUCCUGCUGGUCUUAAGAUAUAUUUAUGAAAAUAUUAUUUUUAUACAGUAAAAUAGUUGUUCUAAAAAAUUGUGUUCGGAAAUUUUUUUAUAUUUCGUCAUUCUGCUGAUAUGGCGAUUUCUUUGACGACUGCAGUAUAUUUCUGAAUCGUUUGUGUGAAUUGCUCAUUAUUAAAAUAUCCAAAAUUCGAACAAAGCCGAACAAUAUUUUGAAUCUGACGUCUUUAGUUAUGUCCUGUGAAAAUUUGAGAAAAAUUCGUUAAAACCCGCCGGAGAACAACUCGUUUAAAAGUCAGUAAUUGCCGUAAAAUGUUUCGGGAGAAAAUUGAAUUUGAAUAUUACAUUUUCAAUGUUUUUCUUAUUGCAGCGAAAUGUAUUUUAUUAAAUAACUCUGCGAGUUUUCAACAUUUUUCGUUCAAACUUGGUCAGCUAGUAGGACUAUCUAACCUUAAUGCAAAAUCAUUUCAUUUUCAUGACUUUGUCUUGUGGAUUGUGAUUAUUGGUACUAAUAUGUACUACUGUUUCCAGGUAUUACAUUAAGAGAUCAUAUGAAAGCAACAAAUGGAUCAUUUACCUAGAAGGUUCGUUUUGUAUUGUUUUGCAAACCAAACGAUUUACUAAACUAACCUUAUUUAUACUGGACUAAAUCCUUUCUAAAUUGUUCCUCCUAUAGGUCCAGAAGUACUUACGCCUGUAUUCUAAAAGCUCACUCAAAGAGUAGAGGUUCAAUCUUAGCUUCCCUUGAGUGUCAGUGCUGUUUUUGAAUAGCUGGAGGGUUACUUUGAAUAGCUGGAGAGGAGACUCACCCUCCAGCUAUUUAAAAACAGCAUUGGACACUCAAGGGAAGCUCAAAUUGACUCCACUCUUUGAUUUGAGUGUGAGUGACCUUUCAGAAUACAGGCAUUUGACUUGAUAACUCUAUCAGUUCUGAACUAUUCUCUCUGUAUAUAGAGGUUCUCCAAGAGCCAUUAUAGAGGUUCAGCUAGAUUUGACUUCCACUACCAUUAAGGUAGUUUGAUAUAUUCGAUUAACCAAUCAUAAUGCGUACUAAGCCAGUUAGAGGUAGUGGAAGUCAAAUUUGAACCUCUUUAUUAUUGGAGCAGUGUCAUACCUUUACUAAUCUUAACUUUAUUUACGCUGGAUAGCUCUAUCAGUUCUAAAAUGUUCCCUCAUCUCUUAUUGAUCCAGUAUUACUUUCUUGAAGGUGGCUGGUACUGUUUUGAUGACCUAUCAUGUGCACAACGCUUAAACACAUCCGGAGUAAACAGUCUGACUUCAUCCAGAAACUGGUUGUCGAAAAGGAGAGGUAUAAGCAGAUUGUUUAAUAUACAGGGUGUAUCAAAAUAAACGCAAUUCAUCUUUUGUGCUUAAUAACUUUCGAAAUACUAUUUCUAGUUAAACGCUUUUAGGCUUACUUCAAAGCCUGUUCUUCUCUCUUUCAAACAAACUAUUAUCCUUGUCUCCAAUGCUAGUAAUAAUUGCACAGGAAAAGAUUUAGUAAAACCUAUCAUUUUUAGUUGCUGUUUAAUUAUGCAAGUUUAGUAUGUUAUUGUUUAGUCGGUUUAAAUGUUAGAAUUUUCUUCUUUAAACUUUAAUGUUGUCGUCACUACAUCUGGAAAACCACGUAAGAACAAAUUAAAAGUAUUUUAAAAGAGACCAGGUUGUUUGAAAAUCCUAAACGAAUGCUAAAAUCGUCAAAACAUUCUGGUGUCUGAGCCAGAGUGUCAUCGAAUUGCGAUGUAAUGUAAACAGAAAUUAUAGCAAGUUGAUGUCAGUCAGCUUAGAUGGUCCAAGCCAAUAGUGGAAGAAAAGCCGUAAUUAUACUUAUUGUUACAAUCCAUUUAAUAAAAUGCAACAUUUUUUUGUUUUAAUGAAAAAAUCAGUUAUUUUCAUGAGAACGAUUUGUUAUUCCAUCUCAAUUUUUUUAAUCUCCAAUCGCAAUAACGUAAAGUAUUAUUACCCGCGAACCAAUGAGUCAAAUUUAAGAAACAACCCACUGUUAGAAAGCUGAAUGGCUACGCUUUAAAAUGAAUGUAAACUUUAAGGUUUUCGUCUAUUAUUUGUUUAGCAAUUUACAUUUCAGUCGAGGAUUGCGCUUUUUUUGAUACACCCUGUAGUUGUGAUUAUGGUCAUUAUGUAUACGGGGAUGAAGUGGAAUUUUGGAAUGAAGAAUUCUUAAAAAGAGCUUGAAAAUUCCGCCUCAUCUCUUGAAAAGUAUGUAAAUGCAGUGUUGGGUUAUCAGAAAACUAUAUCUGGCUGGUUUAUUAUAAUGAACAUUGCCAGUGUGGUCAUUGUAACGAGUGAUCCAUCUUUAUUUCCUGUCAUUUUUAGGCUUCGGAAUUUUGUCUCCAAGCGCUGUAGAAAAUCCCACCUGGUAUAACGCCAAUCAUGUGUAAGUUAUUAUUGAUUGACUGUUUCCAAUUAUUUUAAUUGUGUGAUCAUUAUCGAUUGAAUUAUCAAUAUCUGUUUCAUGAUUAAUUUAUCUAUUGAUCAUAUGAUGUUUAGAUUGGUGCCGUAUUGUUCUAGUGAUGCUUGGAGCGGAAAUGUUUCUCGGUUCGAAUCAGGAGGUUGGUGUCCUUUUUCAAAAACUUUGUCCUGACUACUUUCGGACCUUUCUUUCGGUAAUUCACAAAAACACUCGCUAAAUUCAGUUUCACCAAAAAUAAAAAAAGUUGCGCGGUACUAUACACUUUAUAACAGGGGUUAGAGAGAUUCUAGGUAAAUCCACUAUGAAUUAAAUCCAUGUUCAGCAGGUUUAGCUGUAUUCAGAGUAUACUGUUGCAUGUAUUUUAUUUGACUGAUAACUAAAUCUAGUUUGCCAAGUCGUACCGUACUUUUUAUCAACUGUUAUCUUGCAUUCUUAGGGCAAUUCUCGUUCAUGGGAUAUAAAAUUAUCAACGAGGUUAUACGAGAGCUUUUACCCCAAGGUUUGCUAGAAGCUAAACAUCUUCUCAUGGCUGGAAGCAGGUAAUUGUCAUUUUUUUGUACCCUGCAGGGAAGCAAUGCAUAUAGGUAAACUUUUAAACAAGGAAACUUUAAAACUUGAUUGUUCCCGCAGCAACAAUGCCCAGUUCUCAGUCCAAAUGACCAGUUUGAACUAAACGUUCUCGUUGAGUGCACAAAUCAAUAUAUUAAAGUUAUAAUCUCAAUAGACCUUUCCCCUUAUGAGUGAGAUUUUGAUCUAGACAAGCCUGGACAAAAAUUUCACCACAGCUUGAAAGACCAUCACAAAAUUAGUAAUAUUCCGAAGUUUCGUUGCGAAAUGUUGUAAAAUGCGGAUAAUAAGCCUUGCGAAAUUUGCCGUUUUUCAGUCAUUUUGUAUUACAAAUGGGAAAUUGAUAGUUUGAUCAUCUGAUUAUCAAUUUCCCUUUUGUAAUGGAAAAUGACUGAAAAACGGCAAACUUCGCAAGGCUAUAUUAUCCGCAUUUUACAACAUUUCGCAACGAAACUUCGGAAUAUUACUAAUUUUGUGAUGCUCUUUCAAGCUGUGAUGAAAUUUUUGUCCAGGCAUAUCUAGAUCAAAAUUUCACUCAUAAGGGGAAAAGUCUAUUGGGAAAGGGGAAAGGUCUGUCUGUGCUGGAUGGAUAGGGACACAACUAUACCUAAAAAAUACAAGCAGAACGUAGUAGCGCCGGUGGCAAACGUCGAAGUUCAGGUAGUUGUAUCCCUAUCAAUAUCCACAGCUUUCAUAUUAAAGUUAUAUUGAUAAUACAGAAACAUUAUCUAUCUCUGAUUGUAGUUGCAUUUGUUUAGUGUUGGUGGUAUUGGUGUCAUACUGAAUAUUGACCGUGUUGCUGAAAUGAUGUUUACCGCUGGUUCAUCUUGCAAAGUUCGUGGUAUCUCCGAUUCAGGAUGGUACCUUGAGAGAAAACCUGAUUUAACCGGCAAAUGUAAAAAUAAUCCAAAAAAUUGUAACAAACCUUCUCAAGCAAUCCAGAAAGGGAUGGGGUAGGUGUACUUACUAUAUGAUAUAUCUCGAACGUGGGGAUCCAGUGUAGGUAGUAUUCUACAAUAAGCUGUUGUGGUUCGUGUCUGAACUACUUGAAAAAGAUAUCUCAAACGUGGUGGUCCAGUGUAUAGGGUAGUAUUCUACAAUAAGCUGUUGUCGUUUGUGUCUGAACUACCUCAAAAAGAUAUCUCAAACGUGUUGGUCCAGUGUAGGUAGUAUUCUACAAUAAGCUGUUGUGGUUUGUGUCUGAACUACCUGAAAAAGAUAUCUCAAUAAGCUGUUCAGUGUGGUUUGUGUCUGAACUACCUGAAAAAGAUAUAUCGAAUGUGGGGGUACAGUGUAGCUGGUAUUUUACAAUAAAAUGUUUAGCAACUACUUGAACAAAACGCUUCUUUAAGUAAAUCUCAUCUCAAGGCAUACCGUACAGAUGUAAUCAUUUCAUUUUGUGCAUUCUCUGUUAAACGUCUUCUCCAUUUGACCGUUCCAGGUACUGGAGUGGUGUUGUUCCAAGCGCUUGCGCAAAACAAUUUCAAAACGAACCAUGGCGAUGUUAUUUCGGUCACAAUGUAAACCAAACUUUGAAAAGUAAGUGUUUUUACCUUCUUUUGAGUAAAUUAAUUUAAAAACUAAUUAAUUUAAAACCCAAAAGAAACGGAUUUAAAGCAAAAAAGUAUAACUAAGAAGCAAAACACAUUGAAUUCUAAAUGAAUUCACUUAUCCUUACAAUCCUUUUCCCUUUUUAGGUCCUUUAUUUAUUUUCCAAUGGCAAUAUGAUCCAACACAAAUCAUAGUUGACGAUCCAACAUCUCUACAUGGAGACGUAACGUUUGGACAACAUUUAAUGGGCAAAGUAAUGAAGUUAGCCUCGGACAUGAAGAAAUCUAUAGAUGGCCAUAGGUAUGUUUGCAGUAAUAUUUAGUUGAUUUAACUGAUAUUUAUACGACUUUUGCAUCGUUUCUUUUCAACUUAAAAUUUCACUUUAUGUUAUUCUAGCGCUGUGUUUUUUCCAGCUUGUUUGGCGCAUUCCACUUUAACAAACAGGUAAAUGGACCAUUCCCCCAAUUAACCAAAAUUUUGAUCUCAACAAGUCUAGACGAAAUUCCAUCAAAGCAUGAAAGAGCAUCACAUCAAGUUUCGUUGCGAAAUGUUGUAAAAUGUUUUGCAAUUUUCAGUCAUUUUAGAUUACAAACGGGAACUGGUUACCACUUUUCCAAAAUUUUGAUCUUAACUAGCCUAAACAAAAAUUUCAUCACAGCUUGAAAGAGCAUCACAAAAUUAGUAAUAUUCCAUAGUUUCGUUGCAAAAUGUUGUAAAAUGCGGAUAAUAUAGCCUUGCGAAAGUUUGUAAUUUUCAGUCAUUUUGUAUUACGCACAGAAGUGGUAACCAUUUCCCGUUUGUAAUCUAAAAUGACUGAAAAUUGCAAAUUUCGCAAGGCUAUAUUAUCCGCAUUUUACAACAUUUUGCAACGAAACUUUGGAAUAUUACUAAUUUUGUGAUGCUCUUUCAAGCUGUGAUGAACUGUUUGUCUAGACUUGUUGAGUUGAAAAUUUUGGUUAAUUAGGGAAUAGGUCCAUUGUCUUAAACUACAUUACCGUUUCUACAACAUGACGUAUUAAUCAGUUACUUUCCAGUUACGUCCGGUUGAUUACCCCCCCACACGCAAACAUUUGCGGUAGAUCUUUACCACCCAUCGACAAGUGCAAGACCUCUAAAUAAACUGUAUCUACUAGAUGAUUCAGGGUUCGAGAGAAAAAAAUGACCUGCCAGUCUAAAAUGUUUUGGGAGGUGAAAUAAAUUUUAGCCUGCCAUUUUUAUUCAUCGAACUGCCAAAAUUGGCGAUGUCAUGUCUCAUCUCAUAUGAGUCAUAUUGUAAAAAUCAUGAUAUAUGCAUUUUUACUGUUUUUAAACUUGUCUAUUUUACUACAGUAAAGUUGGAUUUACAUUUCAAAUAUAAACGUGUUUAGUGAACUAAAUGAUAAUUUCACCUGCCAUUUUUUUUUACUUUGGCAGUUCAAAUUUGUUUUUGCCUGCCAUUUCUAAAAUAUGGCCUACUUUUGGCCAUCGGCAGUCCGCUAUUUCGAGCCCUGGAUGAUUGAUUACAUUUUCAAUAAUUUAUCUUAACUCAACACUUUCAUUUCAGUGACUGGCUUUCAAUCCAAGUGGAAGGCUACAAUCUGGAUCGUGCUAUAAAUUGUUGGAUUAUUAAAGACAGUCUCAAGCAUUCAACAUUAUCACCUAACAUGCCCUCGUCAUACUGCAAGUCCGUUCUGAUAGACGAUUGCUAUCUUCCUCAGUGUAACUCCCUCUGCCCCGCGCCACGCAAUCCGUUCACCGGCGAACUGCUUGUGACACCAACACUUUCGCAGGGAGUGGCAGCCGGACAGAAUAAUAAAAGCCAGAAAACGAGCCUUGGUUAGAGAAAGAAUGAAUUUAGAUAUAUAAAGUUAUAGAUGUAUAAAGUUAUUACCAAGCUAGUGUAGUUUAUACACCAUCAGUGCUAAAGUGUAAAUUUUGUGCAUCUUGUUUUGUCAUACGAUUUCUUUCUUUCAAUCUAAAGGAAAGACGUUUCGCUAAAAUAGGUGAAGUAAGGUCAUACCGUAAACCUCUGACUAUACAGGGUGUAUAAAAAAACUGAACAGAUUUGAAAUUGCUCUCAAUUUCGCAAAACAGCUAUUAGUAUCCAGUUUUUGAUAUAUAUAUAUAUAUAGUUUCUUUGGGUACUUAUAAUGUAGAAUAAUAAAAAAAAUAUUAUCGAACUCAAAUUUUAUGAACCAGGGGGUGUGUCUUUUCCAACAAAGUAAAAAUGGCUUGCGCACGAAAUUUAAAAGCUCUAAUCAUAUGUUGAGUUGAUAGAUGGAAAAUUUGUUGGGCUUUUAAUUACUGUACAAAAUUUCAGACAAUUUGCUUUAGUUUAAAAAAUUAGCCUUUCGCAUGCUUAAUUAAUGCAUUUACCUAAUUUGCAUACUGCUGACAUAUGCAAAUUAGGCAAAGGCAUUAAUUAGCAUGCAAAUAGCUGAUAUUUUAAGAAAAUAUGCGAGUUUGCGUGAAUGGUUAAAGGGCUUAAACUGAAGCAAAUUGUCUGAAAUUGUGUGUACAGUAAUUAAAAACCCAGCAGAGCUUCCAUCCAUUAACUUAAAAUAUGAUUAAAGCUUCUAAAUUUCGUGCGCUAGCCAUUUUUAGUUUGUUGGAAAAGACACACACCCCUGGUUCAUAAAAUUUGAGUUCGAGAAUUUUUUUUCAUUUUUCUACAUUAUAAGUACCCAAAGAAGCUAUAUACAUAAAAAAACUGGAUACUAGUAGCUGUUUUUCGAAAUUAAGAGCAAUUUCAAAUCUAUACACCCUGUAAGCCCAGCCUGUCCAGAGUUUAUAAUCCUUCAGUAAGUACUGUUUCAUACUGUUUCAUGGGCUUAUAGCCUUAUACCAUAUAGAAAUAAUAUCUAUUAUUUCUAUGGCUUAUACCACAACUUAUACACACAGAGAGAUUUAUAUUUGAUGGCCUACAUUCGGACGUUUACGGUAUAUACAUAGUAAGGUCAUAAAACUGUAAAAUUUAAGAAUUUACAUUAUAUAUUGUAUAGUCACUGGUUACAUAUAUAUUAUAAUAUAUAUACAACAGUUAUUUAGAAAAUUGAUAAACUGUAUAUUACAUAACUUAAUCGACUGCUGAGCAUACAAACGCAAGUCGAUGUACAUUUUUAACGUUGUAUUAUUUCAACGUCGACAAAAACUUCUGCCAUUGAUUAUUUAUUUAACCAUAGUCAUGGUCUCUCAAGCUUUCAAUUUCCGUAUUUUAAUAUAACCAAAAAAUGUAAAAUAUAUUGUUUUAUAUAACAAACGUU
Messenger RNA from Paramuricea clavata, 10459 nucleotides. NCBI's taxonomy places the organism in Eukaryota, Metazoa, Cnidaria, Anthozoa, Malacalcyonacea, Plexauridae. The record is from the annotation of a GenBank genome assembly.